AUGCAAUAAUUUUAUGACACAGAUCUCCAAAGUGAACAUCCACCUUCGGAUAUUUUGAGUGAAAAGGACAUCCCUAAGGAAAAAUUACAUAAGCAAAAAAUGCUUGUAAAAAAGGAAUUGCUUCACGUAAAAAAGGAAGUCAGAUAAAGAGGCAUUAGCUAUGAAAAACCAGCUUAUUAUGAUAAAGUAAAAAUAGCAAUCAUAGAAAUAACUGAAGAGGAAUACAAUAAUGGAGAUGAGAAAUUAAUUCUAGAAAAUGCUAAAAUAGUGGAAUAGCACAUAUUAUCUCCACAAAAUGAUAGGUGGAUUGAUAAGGCAUUGUAGUCGAUGAAAAAACAGGAGAUUAGUAUUUAUAUUCAAGAACAUUUAAAACAUGAUGAAAAUUAAAUGAAAGUUUUGGAUUACAAAGUGUACACUCUAAUUUAAAUGAUCGACUGGUAAAUCAUAGUCGAUCUCUUUUAAGAUUAAACCUAUUUAAAGUACAUUCUUCAACUGGGCAAGGGGGGAGAUCGUUGCGAAAUACUUGAUGAAAUUAUUUAUGAGAUAAAGAUUUUUUAAGGCGAGAAUUUGCUAUUUACCGAUUCUUAGGAUGGUCCAUCACCCAUAAAGCUAAUAAAGUCCAAAGUAGUGUAUUAAAUUUUAAAGACUAUGAAAAAUAAGGAGCUUUCAUUGUGUCAUAUAAAACAUGACUCUUAUUUGUAGAAUGAAAAUUAGGAAUUCCUACAAUCAUUAAAUUAUGAUAAAGAAGCUAAAGUUGAUUGGAAAGUCGAAAUAAACGUGAAAACCUUAUUCAAGAUUGACGAUUUAUAUGGCGAUGGAAUUCUAAUCAAGACUACUAUGUAUAGAAGUAGAAACACCGCAAAACCUGAUAAAGUGUCACUAAUAGAUUUCGAUAUGUGGAUUUAUUCGAUGUCAACAGACCCUUAUCCAAAGAAGGAAAAUCUAUUAUAUUCAUCCACAGAUGAAGAUCCUAUCUAUGAUAGAAUCGAAGCAAAAAAACAUAAUGACGAGGAUGAGGAACCCAGUCAGGGUAGUCUAUCAUUGUAUAUUGAUGAUCUAAAAGUAUCAAAGUUAAUGAGACUUGCUCUUUUGAGAAUGAAAAAGAGGGAACUAAGCAUAAUUAGAUGUUAUGAAACCAAGGAUCUUAUAAAAAAUGGGAUUGAUUAUGAGGGAAUGAAAGGAAUGAUUGAAAAGGAGCUCAUUUAUGUGAUAUAUGUUCAUACAUUCAGCGAGGGUAAGAAUAACUUCAGCAUGACGAUUGAUGAGAAGAUUGAAUAAGCCAUCAGGAAAAAACAAAUCGGGUUGAAAUGGAUUUCUUAGUAAAAUUAUAGAAAAGCAUUAAAAGUAUUCAAAACCAUUAAUGCCUAUUUUGAUUAUGGAACAUUCACAGAGGAUGAUAAAGAGAAAAUGAGAGAAGUAUCUUAAUUAUAUCUAAGUAGUUUCAAAUAUCAUCGUUACUAAAUUCUUCAUUGUGUAUGAUGAAACUCAAGGAAUGGAAGGACAUGAAAAUAGUAUGUGAGAAACUAUACAAAUUAGAUAGCAAAAAUUAGAAGGUUGUUUAUAGAUAUUGUUAUGCUUUGAUGAAUUUGUAUGAGUAUGAGGAGGCUUUGCAAAUCAUUACAGAAGACAAUGAAGAUUUAAUUAAACUUAAGAUGGAAAUCAAAUAGCUAUAUUCUUAAUAUAAAAAUAAGGAGAAAUAAAUGUAUUAGAAAUGGUUAUCUUGA
This is a messenger RNA of Paramecium octaurelia, 1724 nucleotides long. Lineage: Eukaryota; Ciliophora; Oligohymenophorea; Peniculida; Parameciidae. The record is from the annotation of a GenBank genome assembly.